Molecule: messenger RNA, 2292 nt
Organism: Drosophila willistoni
Lineage: Eukaryota; Metazoa; Arthropoda; Insecta; Diptera; Drosophilidae
Exons: 6
Coding region: 1-2292 (763 amino acids)
Source: RefSeq, a predicted model, not a curated record
AUGGGUCUGCACGCAUAUAACGACGACAUCGUUCAUCUGCUGCAACAACAACAACAACUCUUUGAACAGACGGGACUGCUGGAUACAAUAUCUGGUAUUGGAAAGCUUGACGCUGAUACACGGCGCAGGUGGAUUGAGCGCAGCAUGGGCAACGAGGCGCCCACACUGGAGGAAUUCUUCAAGUUCUUAGAUGAUCGUUGCUCAUGUUCUUGGCAAAAUCACAUCAACACUGGAAACACUGAUGUCUUUAGCGAUCUUCAACUCGCUGACUCGGAAUUCACCACAAGCGCUCCAAUUGAUGUUCUUUUGGGCGGUGAACACGUUUGGUCUACAAUCACAGGGAAAAAGUUGUAUGACAAUACGGGCAAACUCAUUGCAAUAUCAUCGGUUUUCGGAUGGGUCAUCAGCUCUAUAACGAUGCCCCAAGCUAACAACGCUUUCGCUUUGACAUCAUACAUCGAUGUUAACGCUUCGCUCCAGAGGUUUUGGGAGCUAGAGGACAUCAGUUCCACAACCAAAUUGGAACCUGAUGAUGAGCAGGUGGAGAAACACUUUCUCGCUACGCACACUCGAGAUGAAAAGGGGAAGUACAUCGUGGAACUUCCAUUCAAGGUCACUAAUCCUGAAUUGGGGGAUACUCUACAAGGAGCUCUUAAUCGUUUCCAAUCGGUGGAACGACGCUUACAACAAGAUGCAAAUCUAAGAGCAAAAUAUGUCAACUUUAUGGGGGAAUACUUCGAUUUGGGGCAUAUGCGCGAACUGCCACCAGAUGAAGUCAAUAAUGACCAACGCCGACAUAGUCAAGAUGUUUCGGCAGAUUUGGGUGAACAACAAACACCGCGACUUCCAGAGAAUUGUCUGGAGAGAAAGGCCAUCGGAUCCAAUCAAACACUAUCAACUAUGCACCGUCACUUAUGGCACCUCAUGUGCACAUUCCUGGCUGUUAGGGUAUUAGAGCAACUGGCUACUGAUCAUCAGCAGGAAUUCCCGAAUGCUGCAAGAAUCUUACAAGAGGAUUUUUAUGUCGACGAUGUGCUCACUGGGUCAAACAAUUUGGAUAUGCUACAACACAUUCAAAUAACCCGGUUGGUUGUCAACGACACCGACAACAUUGAAUUGCAUGGAUUCUCCGAUGCAUCUACGAAGGCAUCCGCUGCUGUAGUGUACAGCAGAGUAAUCAACAAGGAUGGCUCGAUUUCUACAUCGAUUAUGGCUGCGAAGUCUAGGAUGGCUCCGCUAAAGCAGCAAUCUCUGCCCCGCCUAGAGCUUUGCGCGGCACUUCUCCUAAGUCAACUCAUACGUUCGAUAAAGGCGGCACUUCGACAUCAAAAGGUCACGGUUUUUGCAUGGUGCGAUUCCACAAUCGUUCUCUAUUGGCUAUCAUACGCACCUUCUCGACUAAAGACAUUUGUUGGGAACCGAACUUCGGAAAUUCUGGACACCAUUCCAAGGCAUUAUUGGCGUCAUGUGGACUCCAAAUCAAAUCCAGCUGAUUGCGCAUCCAGAGGUCUCAUGGCUGCAGACCUAAAGGACUUUCAGUUGUGGUGGAAUGGCCCGUCAUGGAUACGUGACGUGGAUCAGUUUAUGGUAAGGUUAAACAACUCACAAGUCUGUUUGAAUAUUUCAGAAAAGAACAUAGAAAAGGAAGUCAAAAGCAAUUGUCUGACUGCAUUAGUAGAGGCAACUCCUGAUCAUCCACUUGAUCAUCUUGUUCAACGAGUAUCUUCAUGGUUGACGCUCGUUCACGCGGUUGGCUAUGUCCUUCGCUUUCUACGGCGCACGAAGGGUCCAUUUGGGGACAAGGGCUCAAACUGUCUUACGUUUGAGGAAAUCACCGCGGCACGCAUUGUAUGCUUGCGCCACGCGCAAACCUGCUUUCAGGAUGACUAUCAAUUGCUACUCGCAAAUAAACCAUUGCGAAGUCGAUCUCAGCUGGCUAAACUCUCGCCAAUGAUCGACAAGGACGGACUACUCAGGGUUGGAGGACGCUUGCACCACUCGCAAUUGUCCACAGAGGCGAAACAUCCAGUUUUGCUACCGAAAUCUCAUCGCAUCACCAAGCUGAUACUUGAAUACGAACACAGGGUCAACCUGCACCCUGGCGUCCCAUCACUCUUUGUUAUGCGGCAUCAUACAUCACAACAAAUGAUGGGUGAUCUACCCAGCAUUCGUGUCACUCAGGCACUUCCAUUUGUAAACACUGGAUGUGACUAUGCUGGUCCAAUCCUUCUUAAGGAUGGAAAGGGGCGCAAACCGCUGAAACACAAACGUUUCUCCUUAGCAAAUGAGUAG